Messenger RNA from Lytechinus variegatus (green sea urchin), 3963 nucleotides. RefSeq lists its product as uncharacterized. NCBI's taxonomy places the organism in Eukaryota, Metazoa, Echinodermata, Echinoidea, Temnopleuroida, Toxopneustidae. Bases 282 to 3263 code for a protein of 993 amino acids. The transcript is spliced from 7 exons. The record is from RefSeq and is a predicted model, not a curated record.
UAGGGUGCUUUUCGAAACCCCAUGGACAAGCAUGGUAUCCACUCGUCAAGGGAAGUGCCCCCUCCCCCUGGUUACUACUACUAGAUAUUACUACCAUUUACUAAAUGCAGUAGUCAGUAGACUAGAAAGUCUAGAUCUAGUUCUUACAGAUCUAGACGAAUAAUCACCUGGUUCUGACCUGAUUAUGAGAAAGCCAUCAUAUUUUGUUUGCAUUCACUGUUCACAGAUUUUCUGUGUUUUUUUUUCCUUCAAUUUUCCUAAUAAAAAAUUCAGUAACAGUCAUGGAGCCAGACACACUGCUGCUGAUUAGAUGGUUUAGGAACCAAUCAGAGAACGUGGUUGAAUAUAAAGACAUUAUAUGUCCUCAUCGUCGCCAUCCGAGGGUCGGAGAUGCAGUCGUCAUGCCAUGGGGGAGGGAGAGAUGGCACGGCAAGGUGCUACAAAUUUCGAGAGAGGACUCGGAUGAAGAUGAUGACGAUAUUCCUUUGAAAUUCCUAAGAGAAAAGGGAGAGAGAGCUGCAGCUGUCAUAGAGGGAAAUAUUACAGAAGAUAAAGGAAAGAGAGCUGACCUUGGAGGAGCUGUCACAGAAGAUGAAUGUAUCAGCAUUCUUGGAGAGGUGCUUAGAGGCAGGCAGGAGCAUCAUGUAGAAAUUUGUGAGCACUUUGGGUGUGCAGACGAGGUGUUUUCUGUUUGUGUCGUGUGUGAGGUUUUCCUGUGCUACAAGCACUUCGUAGAUGACGACCCAUGUUCAGAGCAUAACAACUAUGCGGGAGUUGUCAAUAGACCCAUGGCCUUACCUUGCGAGAAGUCCACAGAAUCGGUCAACCCCGAUAGACCCAUGGCCACACCUUGCGAGAAGUCCACAGAAUCGGUCAACCCCGAUAGACCCAUGGCCACACCUUGCGAGAAGUCCACAGAAUCGGUCAACCCUGAUAGACCCAUGGCCACACCUUGCGAGAAGUCCACAGAAUCGGUCAACCCCGAUAGACUCAUGGCCACACCUUGCGAGAAGUCCACAGAAUCGGUCAACGCUGAUAGACCCAUGGCCACACCUUGCGAGAAGUCCACAGAAUCGGUCAACCCCGAUAGACACAUGGCCACACCUUGCGAGAAGUCCACAGAAUCAGUCAACCCCGAUAGACCCAUGGCCACACCUUACGAGAAGUCCACAGAAUCGGUCAACCCUGAUAGACCGAUGGCCACACCUUGCGAGAAGUCCACAGAAUCGGUCCACCCCGAUAGACCCAUGGCCACACCUUGCGAGAAGUCCACAGAAUCGGUCUAUCCCGAUAGACCCAUGGCCACACCUUGCGAGAAGUCCACAGAAUCGGUCAACCCCGAUAGACCCAUGGCCACACCUUGCGAGAAGUCCACAGAAUUGGUCUAUCCCGAUAGACCCAUGGCCACACCUUGCGAGAAGUCCACAGAAUCGGUCAACCCGGAAGAUGGCAAGAUCAUAUCAGUAUCAGCUUAUCAAUAUCACACAACCAUGCCAGCUUCUGCACAACCAGCUCAAAACCCAGAAAGGUGUGAGAAAAAGGAUGCUAGAAAGAGGAUUGCUAAUCCGGAGAUGUGGGCACAGAAUGUGCAGAAGAGGGCGCGCAAUGCUGGUAAGGCAUAUACAUCUCGGGAUGGCACUGAGCGGACAGAACGCAGGAUGGGCCCUCCUUGUGGGGAGUAUUGUAGGAAUAAAUGCAAUUCUAUUUUAUCCCAGGAGCAGCGCCAACGGAUCUUCAUAGACUACUGGAGCACAGGCUCAUAUGAGCGGCAACGUGACUUUAUCUGUCAGAAUGUCACAGAAAAGGCAGAUAAGAAGCAAAGGGCAGUUCGACAAUACAUGCUGCCUUCAAGCAUACACAAUGAUAAGGUUAAUGUCUGUCAGAAGUUUUUCCGUAGCACUCUUGGCAUUGGUAAUAAGUUGAUUCGCCAUACCUUGUCAACAAAGCAUGGGAAUGUGUUCUGUAACAAAGACAGAAGAGGUAAGCACAGCCCACAUAACAAGGUGGCUGACAAUAAUCUGCAGGGCAUUAGGGACCAUAUUUCUAGCUUCCAAUGUGUACCUUCUCACUACUGUAGGAGCUCCACGAAAAGGAAAUACCUCCCUGCAGACCUAAGUGUGGCAAAGAUGCAUGACCUUUAUAAACAGGAGUGCCCUGCACCUCAAACACUCAAGAUCUACAGGAAGGUAUUUAAUCAAGAAUUUAAUUUAGGGUUUCAUGUCCCCACAAAGGAUGCAUGCAAGACGUGUACAUCAUUUGCCAAUAAGCUUCCUGCAGAUCAGUUGGCUCAACAAGAAGCACAAGAAAUGCACCUCCUGAACAAGCAGAAUUCGAGGAGAGAAAAGGAAAAUGACAAACAACGUGCUUCUAUUGACCCCUCUUUUUCCUCCUUUUCUUUUGACCUCCAGCAGGUCCUGUCAUGCCCCGCAGCCAGUGCCAGUGUACUCUACUACAAACGGAAGUUGUCGUCCUACAACUUCACAGUUUAUGACCAGUAUGACCAUGAGGGAAAAUGCUUCAUUUGGAAUGAGCUCAAUGGUAAAAGGGGCUCUUGCGAGAUAGGAACUUGUUUGCUAAAGCACCUAUCAGAGUUGCCAGAGAGAGUGCAGCAUGUCACUCUUUUCAGUGACUGUUGCGGGGGACAAAACCGCAACAAGUUCAUUGCAGCAACAUUGCUCUAUGCAGUACGCACUACAUCCAUUUGUGUUAUAGAGCAGAAGUUUUUAGAGAGUGGCCACACUCACAUGGAAGUAGAUUCCAUGCACAGUGCCAUAGAACAGGUCAAACGGAAAGUCCCAAUCUACCAUCCAGAUCAGUGGGCAACUCUUGCAUCUGCAGCCAGGAGAUCACAACCAUACCAAGUUCAGCAGCUCAUGCAUAAUGAAUUUCUUGACCUCAAAUCUCUUGCAGCCAACAUCAUGCCCAACACUUCAAAAGAUGUAGCUGGAGAUAAGGUGUCUUGGUCGAAGAUCAAGCAUCUAGUCUACGAGAAGGAACAGCCCCACAUCGUGAAGUUUCGAUAUAAUUACAGUGACGAGCUGAGGGAGCUGAGGGUGUCUGCUUCUGCAAGGACAUCAAAGAAUCUGAGGCUGGAGGUUCUAUAUCCAGAACCACUGAUGAUCCAGAAAAAGAAAAAGGUUGACCUUGUCAAUCUGUGUGACACCAAUGUCAUACCUCGAGUUUUUCACAACUUUUACAGGAAUCUUCCAUCUCGAGAUGAUGACAGUGAUGAGAGUGAUGAUGACCUAUGCCAUGAAGAAUGAUUGUUCAUUAUGAGACUUUAACAUGAAUACUUUAUCUCAUUAACAUGUAAUUUUGAUUCCUUUUAAUGAAGGUAUGCUGCACAGCUUUGCAUAUGACUGGCUAGUAAACAACAGAUUUCUAUUUUGUUUUCUCAAAUAGAGCUCAUCUUAGACAGAGAGUGACGUUCCUUUCUGUCAUGUGGAUUUUUUCCCCUUCAUCUAAAAUUUUGCCUUUGAGAUCAAUUACUUUUCGUGCUAUUUACAGGAGUGUCAACCAGAAUAAUUAAUGUAUUAAAUAACUUGUCUUUUUUUCUACAGGGUUAUACAAUAGAAUUGAUAUGAAUGACUUGCUCAUUUGCAGAUUGUACAAACGAAUGGAUGUGAAUGACUUGUUUUUAUUCAAGUUUGAUAUGAAUGGAAUUACAUAUCUUUUUUCUACAGGUUGCACAAAAAACAAUAAAUAAAUACAAAUUGACUUGUUUGUACAUUUGAAUUCAUACAAAAUUAGACAGCUGUGCUCAACUCGCCAUCUGGAUAUACCGCACUCAGUGAGGGUUAUCCAGGGGUUCUUCUCACACAUGCAUUAUUUUGCCCUGAAUGAGCUAACUAGUGUACACUAUCUGUACUAUUGGACACAUUGGAUGCUAGAAAUUUGAAUGCCCUAUGACAUUUGUGUGUAUUGUAACCCCUGUGUGGUGAAAUUAGGUUGGCAAUGUUUGGC